Molecule: messenger RNA, 336 nt
Organism: Paramuricea clavata
Lineage: Eukaryota; Metazoa; Cnidaria; Anthozoa; Malacalcyonacea; Plexauridae
Source: the annotation of a GenBank genome assembly
AUGAGUCGAAACGCCGAAAUUCGGGGUGUGGACUACGUUUUUGGAGGUUUAAUGGGUAUUAUUAUUUUUAUUACUGUUUGCGAAUUCGUCCAGUUAACUGGCUGCUGGCUCGAAAGUCCAAAGGACAGGAUCCGUUUGGGUUGGCCCACGGACUUUGAAGGUGACAGAAGCGUCGUUCCCUGGGCGCUGCAGGAGGAGAACUGUGAGGAGAUUAAUUACAUGAACAAAAAGAUGUGGAAGGACGAGGAGUUUGGGUUCCCGGAAAGGAUGGAAGAGGAGGAAACGUUGGAUGAAAUCGUGGUGGUUUCUUUUGAGCUUGGGGCACUCGUGAUAUAG